Vigna umbellata (rice bean) is the source of this 687-nucleotide messenger RNA. Lineage: Eukaryota; Viridiplantae; Streptophyta; Magnoliopsida; Fabales; Fabaceae. The record is from RefSeq and is a predicted model, not a curated record.
AUGUCAAUUGCACCAAGGGACUCUCAUGAAGCACAAGUUCAAUUUGCUUUGGAAAGAGGUGUUCCAACAAUCAUUGAUGUUCUUGGAACAAUAAUGCUUUCCUUCCCGUCCGGAGCUUUUGAUAUGGCACAUUGUUCUCGCUGCUUGAUUCAAUGGGGUUCAAAUGAUGGAAUAUACAUGAAGGAAGUGGACCGGGUUCUUAGACCUGGUGGUUACUGGGUAUUGUCUGGUCCUCCUAUCAACUGGAAAAUGCAGUUUCGUGCGUGGCAGCGUCCUGAAUAUGAGCUUGAGGAGGUACAACGGAGGAAGAUUGAGGAAAUUGCUAAACUUCUAUGCUGGGAAAAGAAAUAUGAAAAAGGUGAAACUGUGAUCUGGAGAAAACAAUUGCAAAGUAGUGAUUGCACUGAAAGAGAAACUCAAACAAUUCUUAUAAUUGGCCCUAUCGCCGCAGAAACACCAGAGAACGUAGACCACCACACCGCGAAACGCCUGUCCGCUCUUCACGACAACGCCAUUAAACAAGGACUCUGGCACCGCAAAUACGUCAAGAAUCGAGCCAUCGCAGAGGCGCUGCUGCUACAAGACUCACUGCGCCGCGAGAAAGGAAUUCACAUCCUAGCCACCCGAACUCACAUCCCCAACGUGCAAAAACUCCCUACCCAUUACCAAGAAAGAGAAGAGAAAUGA